Molecule: messenger RNA, 1140 nt
Organism: Auxenochlorella protothecoides
Lineage: Eukaryota; Viridiplantae; Chlorophyta; Trebouxiophyceae; Chlorellales; Chlorellaceae
Product: Protein SDS23
Exons: 8
Coding region: 1-1140 (379 amino acids)
Source: RefSeq, a predicted model, not a curated record
AUGUCGACAUCCGACAUCAAAGCGAACGCCCAGGAGGUCCUGGCACCCGUGCACGAGCUGCUGCAGAAGACGCCAACCAGUGCGCUAUGCAAACCCAAGCAGGACAUCGUCACACUACGACAGAACCUCUCCAUAGGCGAUGCAAUGCAGAUCCUGGCGAAACGGGGCAUCCUGAGUGCCCCCAUCGUUCUGGAGCCGGACUUGGAGGAAAUGGGUGGUCUUCCUGAGGAGAGAGAGCUCUCCCCGCAGCUGCUGGGGUGGCUUGAUGUCUCAGACAUUCUGAGAGCCUUCCUCGAUCAUCUUAAGCGUGGCGGAGACCUGGUGCCCUCCAAGAUGCUGGCUCUCAUGUCGGCGAUUGAGAAAGCAGCACCCAGCUUCAUCUCGCGCAUGCUGAUCACCAUUCCCAGCAUCGAGGACCGGAACCUGCUGUACGCCUCGGAGGCCGGGACCACGCCCCUCAGCAGCACCAUCCGAGACCUGUUCCUGCGCCCCUCUGAGGGGGGGAUGAGCGCCGUGGUCCAUCGCAUCGCCCUGUUUGGGCCCCACGGCGACAUCACUAACAUCGUCAGCCAGAUGGACGUGAUCAAGUUCCUCGCGGCCCGGCCCGAGGCCCUGGGUCCACUGGCCGACGCGACGCUGGGCCAGCUGGGGGUGCUGGACUCCGCCCGGGAGGUGGUUUCGGUGGACCCCCUCACCCCAACCCUGGCUGCCUUUGCCAUGCUGGCCUCACGACAGCUGGCGGGCGCGCCCGUCGUCGCCGACACCGGAGACCUGAUCGCCAACCUGUCGAUCAGCGACCUCAGGACGCUGACCGGCGAGCAUCUGGGGGUGCUCGCGCUGCCGGUCGCAGAGUUCCUGGCGCUGCGGCAUGAUACGACGUACAUUGGUUACAGCGUGCAUACCUCCUCCCUGGCCCAACACGCUUACUUCAAUGCCGCGCACCGCCAGAUAGGCCCCGGCAAGAACGACAUCGCCCUGUUCACGGUCGUGCCAGCGACAACCUUCAAGGGUCUAUUGGCCAAGUUUGUGGAGCGCCAUGUGCACCGCGUGUAUGUGGUGGAGUCGCUGGAGCGGCCCAGGGUGUGUACUGUGAUCACCCUCACCGACGUGCUGCGCCUGGUGACCAGCCUGGCGACAUGA